UGCUCUACAGAAGAAAGUAAGUCAUACAGGUUUGGAAUAACACGAGAGUGAGUAAAUAAAGAAUCUUUAUUUUUGGGUGAACUAUACUAUUAACAUGGCAAACUAUUUUGGAGGCUACUGUAUCAUGAUGUUAGUUCAAGGGUCUAUUUCUGCCCUGACCCUUAAAAUUGCACCUGUUUUAACUAAUAAUAUUUAUAUUACAUGAUAUUUAUAUAAUAUUUUUAACUUCAAAAGAUAUAAGAACAGAUAGUUUAAUUCAGUAAAAACAUUGUUAAAACAGUUACAGUAGGCCUAUGUACGUUUUUUUAUAAAGCAUCCUGUGCAACAAAACAAUAAUAGGAUGAUGAAACUCAGAGCACUAUUUUAUUUUCUUAAAAACCAAAGUGUUACAGAUGUACAGAUCGUUACAGAAGUGUUGGAGAUUAAACAUACAUCUUAAUUAUAUGAUUUGUUGAAUUUAAUUAUUGCAGUUGGCCCCCAGCCAUAUUUAAAUCUCAUAAAAUAUAGAUUUUUGUUGGUUGCUUUUCACGCUUUCUGUUGAUUAUUAUCUAUGUUGUCUGACUCCUUGGGCUUGAGAAGUCAAACAACAAGGGUAAAUAUUUGACAGUGAAGAGCUCUUGGGUAUUUGAGAGUGCACACUUUUCCUCGAGCAUACUUCUAUCUGUGGGUGUCUAAUAGAUUAAGGAGAAACGAGAGGUCAUUAGAAACUAAACUGUGUGCCUACACGGGGCUUUAUUUAUUCUUUGAGAGCGUGCGCCUAAAUUCCAAGAGCUUGGCAAACAUUUUAACUCACUUUAUACAGGUUAACAUCGACACGUGAAUGCAGCUUGUUGCAGUUACUAACCGGCAAACGCUAUUUAGAACCGACCCUCAUAUAGGCUAACAAAUAUAACCAUUAGCCUAAGAAAAUCUAUUUAGAAAAUCUAUUUAAAAAAUCUGUCAUUCAUUGGAAGAUUUAAGAAAAUUAUAAACAGAGAAUUUUCACAAUUAAAGAAAUGUUGUUUAUUUUAAAGCGUUCAAAGUUACUUUAGAAGACUUUGAUUAAUCGGAAGACAGCUUGAAGUUUUAUGGAAACGAAAAGUCUUUUAAUUCCGUUUGAAAACGCAUAACUAAUAAUUCAGUAUAGACGUAAGCAGCUAGACGUGUAGCAGUAGAUAGUUGCCCAGAUCCCGUUCGGCCCUAUUCAAAACCAUGACAACAAGAAACAAGCGCGGAUUUAUUUGAGAAAGUUAAAGGACAUUGUGCGGGGGCGUCAAUCAAGCAUUAUUUCAGGACUGAACAAAUGCAAAAUCUUGACUGGAACAAAUGCUUCCAACGGGUCUCGGACGCGGGGCUACAUUUCCCUCUUUUGUUCCCGGUCGCUGGUUGGCAUGUAUUUGUGUUCCUUUUUUCGCCCGACCACCCAGGACGACUAGACGAGAACGGAUACUUACUCUGUUUGGGAGGGUCUAUGCAGUCAUCCAGAGCGCGCUAAAGCUAGGCAAUCUCGGGAAUCAUCAGAACCCAAUGAUAUGCCUAGUGCGCUUACUGGUGAGGUGCAGGAGUAAGCAAUAGUCCAUAAUGAAAAAUUACUGUCUCCUUGAUGCCUGGAUCUUUUCCCAAAUAGAAGUUCUUAGUUAUUUCAGAUUUCUCGCUCGUUAGGAAGAAAUGAGCUUCUAAGUUAAACACUUAAACAGCAACGUAUAUUGUAAUGUCAGAUAUAGGCUAGCUGUUAGGAAACAUCCUUUCAAUUAAAAAAAAAAAUCUAGCAAUAAGGAUUUUUAUUUGUGUGCUUUUACAGUAUACAAGAGUAAGCCGCGAAUAUCAAUUUCAUUAAUUACCAUGUGAUAACUAUCACCCCACUGUACUGAGAGAGUGCACAUUUAACCCGUGUGUGUGCAAUGACACCUGCAAUAAACGACAAUACCCCAAUAAACGAAUUAGGAAAACCAACUCUGGGACGCUAAUGCAUCACUUUGUAUGCAAAUAUCCGAUAUGUUAUUUGAGCGGGGGAAAAGAAGGGAGGGCUCUUGUUGUCACUUGCCACCCAAGACGUGAUUCAGCCUCAACAAUUACCAUUAUCUGUUUCCCACUUUUCACGAAUUCGGACGAAUCAGUAAUGAUGAAGAGUGUUACCCUCCAUCAUUGUGAAAGUAACGGGCUAUUCUUUGCCGAGUUCACACCUACCAUUACAGGGAUUUAAGUACACGAGUCAUUGAGGUACUUAGAACCCAUAAGGAGGAGAGGCCUCAAAGCAGCCACCAAGUGCUGUUUAUAUAAACACCGCGACAUCAGUGUACACAUUGUCACUUGGAUGCGCGUCUUGAGAACGCACAGAUCACUUCAGCACUACGCGAUUAAGGAUAGCUCUUCACGAUCGAGAACCAGUCCUGGAACUACCAGCAAUCCAGCGCUGUUACAGAUGGCUAUUUCUAACAAGUUCAGUUUCACUGUGAGAAGUAUUUUGGAUUUGCCAGAAAAUGACACCGCGAGCAUCGCGCACCAUUCUCCAGUGGACUCCUUCUCCGUCUCACCUUACUCGUCUUGGACUGAAAACGAGAGAGGACACAUCUCGUCAGACGAGAGCAACCUUGAGGCUUCACCAGACUCCACCGGGCCAGACGCGCUUUCAGUGGAUACAGAGCAUGAAAAGCGGAAGAAGCGUCGCGUGUUAUUCUCCAAGGCUCAGACGUAUGAACUGGAGAGACGCUUUCGUCAGCAGCGGUACCUGUCCGCUCCUGAACGAGAGCAGCUCGCGCACCUGCUACGCCUCACGCCCACGCAGGUGAAGAUCUGGUUCCAAAACCACAGAUACAAGAUGAAGAGAGCGCGGAUAGAGUGCGCUCAGGACCUCAAUCAGCCUCCAGUGCUGCGCAGAGUCGUGGUGCCCAUUUUGGUCCGAGAUGGCAAACCGUAUCAGAACUGCACCAUUGAUGCAGAAAAAGGAAGCUGCAUCGUUCCACCAACAGUACCAUCCUCACCCUUCAGCGUUCAAGGUUUCCAGUCUUUACAGCAACAAACGCCCUUUGCGCUUUUCCCCACAUACCAGCACUUUACCAACACAGCGGCCUCCCGUCACCACUUCUGUGUUUGGUGAGAUUCACUUAGGACAACACGAACUAUUUUUGGGACUUACCCCACAGGACAGCGCAUGGAUUCCUCUUGAUUCAAGUUGUUUUUAAUUACAUAAAGUGUUAGGUUUAUUAAAGUAGAAACUCUCGGCGUUGAUAAGAUAAAAAAAUAAAUAAAAUAAAUGCUGUUUGCACAUAUUAUAUGUUCUAUUUAGUUGCAUUUCGUGAGAGUUUUGUAUUAAUUGAUGUUGUUUAUAAUUGCCUAGAUAGUGUAUUUUUGAACUGUUUGUGUUUGUUCUAAACCAAAAGUUUAUAUAUCAGUGAGGAAAGAAAAAGUUUUAUGUUUUAUACUGUGAAUAAUGUAGUGUCAUAAUUUGAUGAAAUUGCCUCAUCUUAAAGUGUUACACGUUUUCGUUCUUUAUUCUAUGUAUUACAAAAAAAUGAGAAUAAAAAAAUGAA
Molecule: messenger RNA, 3509 nt
Organism: Onychostoma macrolepis
Lineage: Eukaryota; Metazoa; Chordata; Actinopteri; Cypriniformes; Cyprinidae
Gene: nkx2-9
Product: NK2 transcription factor related, locus 9 (Drosophila)
Exons: 2
Coding region: 2294-3076 (260 amino acids)
Biological process (GO): cell differentiation; regulation of transcription by RNA polymerase II
Cellular component (GO): nucleus
Molecular function (GO): DNA-binding transcription factor activity, RNA polymerase II-specific; RNA polymerase II cis-regulatory region sequence-specific DNA binding
Source: RefSeq, a predicted model, not a curated record